GUGCUUUAAUAUUACAGCCACUGGGAGCUUUUGAGAGGAUUUGCAUUUUCCGGGAACAGCAGUGCACGUUUAGAAAGAGAUGCAACUAAUGAUGAAAAUUUCACAAAAUUGAAGAGACCAAUUUUAAAAGAGAAGAGUUUUUUUUUGUUUAAUGGGAUAAUGAAGAUAAGCAUGUUCAUUUUUUUCUUCAAGAAAACAUGAAAUAGUCGCUUUCUUAACCCUGCAUCAUUGUGAAACAGAGAGGUAGACUGAAUUUACAAGCAGGACAGCGAGAAGAACCCGUGACUAUGCUGGACGCCACGGAUUUACAUACUAGGCCUAUUGCGAUGUGUGGCGAUGCAUGUUUGGUAAUAGCCAAAAAGGUGACUGACAUUAACAGUAUUCCGUACCUUUAACACUUUCCGUAUUUACUACGGGAGUUAAAAGUUAUCGAGAGUGACAGUUUUUCUGACAUUUUUCACGACAAUGGAGACAGGAACCCCAAACCACUCUCAAAACUUCCUCUGCGACUUCACUAACCCCAGCGCCCCCGGAAUCUGCCCGGAGAUGCUAGAGGUAGCCCAAGAGGCAUUCCGGGCCGGCGAUUACUCUCUAGCAGCCGAAAUUUAUGGCUCACAACUGGCUGAUCUGCAACAUCCCGAUCGGGGUCUGUGCCUCAGAAAAGGAGACGCAUUGGCUUGGGCUGGCCGGAUCGGAGAGGCCCUUGACUUGUACUGCACCGCCGCCAAUCUUGGCAGACUGCGGCCGGAGGAACUCCAGUUGCUGGUGGAGAGCCUUGCUGACAGUCUCCGGGAAAAAGAAUUGAAAUUGUCGAGCCUGGAGCGGAAGACAACCUACGGAAACCAAAACAAUGGGAAAAGUUGUGAAACAAGCGAUUAUGUUAACAAAAGUAAAUGUUCUGGCGACGGCGACAUAGAAAAGUUUGGAGAUAUGGACGAAAAUGAUGAAUCUCUGGACCUGUUUGCGUGUCGGGUGUGUAAAUGCUUACUGUCAGACCCCACAACGCUACAGUGCGGACACACAUUCUGCAAACGGUGCCUGGAAAACGAGACUGUCACAGAGUGCAAAAUCUGCAAAUAUAAACUAAAUAAAAAGAACGGACAACUUUACCCCAUUGGAUUUAGAGUGAAUGUAAUUCUUGUAAGUUUGUUGGAUAAAUGGUACGAGACCGAGAGCAAGGCCAGAAGAUUAUAUUUGGAAGGCGAGUCCCUCUGUAAAAAGCAAGAAUUUGGGGCUGCUUUGGAGAAUUAUAAUACUGCUAUACAACUGGCUCCUUUUGACUACAUCCUGAUAGGAGAACGUGCCAAACUCCACACAGCUAUGAACAAUUACACCCAAGCUGUUCAAGAUGGGGACAGCAUUUGCAGAUUAAAACCUCUAUGGCCCAAGGCACACUAUUUGAAGGCUAUUGCACUGACCAAGGUUGGCAGAAAGGAGGAGGCAUUGAAAGAGUUUCUUUUCUGUGCGGCUUUAAGGCCUGAGUGGAGCUCAGUAAAACUGGAAGCACAAAAGAUCCUGUGUGAGACGUUUUCGUCGGUGUUUGAGAAUGACAGCUUUCCAGCUCCUCUACGACCCCAGUCAUCAUACACACAGCUCAAACCCUCCCUUCUUAACUGCAUCAACUUGCCUCUUACAGACGAGAGGCUAAGUGAUGGGUGUUCAAAAGACUCCCUAUUUAAAGUCUCUAAAACAGCACCUUGUGACAGUAGUAUGUUUACCACUGUUGAAUCUGUGAAGACUCCACACUCUUUGAAUAAACUUGACUUCCCCUUUGAGGACACAAAGACUCUAGGGUCAGUGCUGUCCAGUCUUCCAGGCUCGAGCCUCAAGAGGAGAUGCCCCAGCAAAUCUGGGUCAUCUCAGGGCUUUGAACUCCCCUGCAAAAUUCUUAAACAAGAUGGGGACUGUUUUCCUCAGAAAGCUGCAGUCCAUAAAGGGUCACGGGAAGUCCCCAUUCAUCUGGUCGACUCCUCUGAUCUGGAGUGCUCUCUCUGCAUGAGGUUGUUUUAUGAACCAGUCACUACUCCAUGCGGACACACCUUCUGUCUGAAAUGUCUUGAGCGAUGCCUUGACCACAACCCCAGCUGUCCACUCUGUAAAGAGGACCUUUCAUUGUAUCUGGCCACCAAAAUGUACAACAAGACUUUUGUAACAGAAGAAGUGAUCAUUCGCUACCUAUCAGAGGAGCUGGCUGAAAGGAAAACAGUCUAUGAGGAGGAGAUGAAGGAACUGUCCAACUUGAAUAAGGAAGUGCCCAUUUUUGUAUGUACCAUAGCAUUUCCGACUAUCUCGUGCCCUCUACAUGUUUUUGAACCACGUUACCGCCUCAUGAUCCGAAGAUGUAUGGAAACUGGCACCAAGCAGUUUGGAAUGUGCAUAGCGGAUGAGCGCAAAGGGUUUGCUGACUAUGGCUGUAUGCUGGAAGUUCGAGAUGUCAAGUUCUUUCCAGAUGGCCGGUCAGUUGUGGACACUAUUGGAGUGUCCCGGUUUAAAGUCCUUAGCCAUAGCCAAAGAGAUGGGUAUAACACUGCCAACGUAGAAUACCUGGAAGACAAAAAGACAGAGGGAGAGGAGUAUGCUGAGCUGGUGAGACUUCACAACUCUGUGUAUGAUCAGGCUGUUGCAUGGUUUACAUCUCUGAAGGACAACAUGAAGAGUCAGAUUCUCAGCCACUUCGGAUCAAUGCCUGGAAAGGAGUCAGACCCUCAAGCCAGUCCCAAUGGACCUGCUUGGUGCUGGUGGUUACUAGCAGUACUUCCAUUAGAGAACCGAGCCCAGCUGACCAUACUGGCCAUGACAUGCCUGAAAGAACGAUUGAUUGCCAUAAGACGUGUGUUAAUUUUUGUCACCCGCAAAAGAUCUUCAUGAUGAUGAUGCACACUGAAGUUCAAAUAGUUGGAAUAUCAGAUCUGAUCCAAAAAUAGAUACGUGAAUAAUUCAGUAGCUUUAUUUCUUGGCAUUCAUAGUUCAACUUGUGCCUGAUGGUCACCUUUACAGAUCCGAGUCCAUUGUCCUAUUUAUUUAUAAUUCAGAAGAACAGAAAAGAUUGUUUUGUUGAGUGAUCCUUGGCCUAGGAUUCAGACUGACUUGAAGCACUAGAGCACCUUAAGUGACCUAUCGUGGCGUAUGUGUGUGUGUGUGUGUGUGUGCGUGAGCGUGCGUGUGCGUGCGUGUGUGUGAGCUGCUCAUGGGUGUUGUGUACCUGUAAAAAAGUUAGUUUAACACUGAAGAGCAAUACAAAGUAGAGGAUGUCUACCUUUCAGAAGCUGCUGUUUUUGUCUGUUAUCUCAGAAGAUUUGUGUCCUUAAAAAUCAUUACCAAUUUACUGUGAAACAUCUCAUGCAACAGAACAAUUUUCAUAUUAAACUGCUAAUUAUAGAUUUGAAUGACUUGCUUUCAGUCUUCUUGAUAGCACAUAGCUAGUUUCAUUAACCUCUAUACUGAGGGGUUUUGUCUGUAUUUAAAACAUAGCUCUACUCCUCCAGUAUGCUAAUGUUAAAUGACAUAUUUCCGAAAUAAGACACAAGCUUAAUCUAUGUGUAACAUCACUCUAUUCUGAUGUUCUUAAGUAUUGUGAUUGCUGUAUUUAGAUUGACAGACUGUGUUUUAUUUUUUAAAUGUGAAUUAUGGAGGUGCAGUGUGUCAUUGGGAAAGUUUCCAUGUGUGGUUCUUUACACGUGAAGUGGCGAUGUGCGUGCAUGUUUGGGAGAAAAGCUCAGGUUUGUGGCUGAAAAUAACGUCCACAGAGAGGGAUAGGGCCAGUCUCAUUUACUCGUGAGCGUGACGUAAAACACGGGAAAAUCCACUUUCUAUGUCCUUUAAACCGCCGGUUUCAAGCCAUGGUGAUCUGCAAUAGCUGGGUUGGGCAGUUUCAUUAUAUACCUCUGGGUUAAUUAUUUACUUUUUUCUUUAAUUAAUAAGUGUGAUAAAUUAGUUGAAAUAGUAUUCACUACUAACGAUAAGCCACCCCACCAAUGGACAUGUGAAAAAUAAUUUUGGCAAGAGCAGUAAAACACAUUAUGAAACAACCAGGCAAAAGGCAUUUACAAAUCACAGUUUAUUACAUCAUCUUAACACUGUGCUUUAAGGAGGCUGUGUGGUCCAGAGGUUAAAGAAAAGGGCAUUGUUCAAAUCCCGGCUCACUCACUGGCUCACUGUGUGACCCUGAGCAAGUCAUUUAACCUCUUUGUGCUCCGUCUUUCGGGUGAGACGUUGUUGUAAGUGACUAUGCAGCUGAUGCAUAGUUCACACAUCCUAGUCUCUGUAAGUUGCCUUGGAUAAAGGCGUAUGCUAAAUAAAUAAUAAUAAACAGUUUUGCUCAAACAAGACAUCACCUGACAACCAUGGAUUGAUUCCCAGGUGAGAUUCUCUCCUGUACCUGUUCUCUUUGCAUGGAAACAACAUUUUCCCAAGCUGUCUGCGUAAACAGCACGGCUAAUUUGCAUAUCGACCUCCUCCUCCUUCAUGACGUCAGGUAAGAGGGUCUUCUCAAGUAAAAUAAACUGAGCCAAUGGAAACCCGAAAUGUAUAGGGCCAGUUUUCAUUUGGCUAGAGCACAGUGUCUUGAGUAAAAUUAGAACACACGUGGAAACUCCCCCAUUGAUGUGACUUUAAUCAGGCUGCAUGUACUGAAACCUGCCUCCCCCUUAGUUACAGGUCAAUUUAUAUAUUAUUAAAAUACUGAAAUUAAUAUGCAGUAUGUUGCAGGCAAUCUGCAAUAAAACAUUUAAUGAAUUGACAGUGUUUGUAGUACACGAGACUACAUAAUGUUACAUUUCUGGCUUUUAUUCAAAUAUAAAAAUGUAAAUAAUCAAAAUGCAUGUAUUUCUGUCAAAUAUUGCAAUGGCUGGUUUUAUGUCAUACAGUUGGUUUCCAAGACACUGAUUUGCACUUAUUUUUGGUCCACCUUAACUCAGCAAGAUUUUAGCUUUUCAGGGUCUGUGAAAUCAGCUUUUAAGUCUGUAGCAAUAAAGUAAACCAUAAGUCUACUAUUUUCAUAUCAAAUAAUGAAACAGUGGAGAAUGGUAUAGCAUUUUUUUCAAAUGCUUCUUUAUCAGUUUUUCUGUAAAAUGCCUAGGUGAACAAUUUCUUUGUCUACAUACUGUAACAACAAGUUGACAAGAUUUAAAAUUAUGAAACAUCUCUGAGGGCCAUUCAGUUGUUCUAUAAGUAUUAAGAACAACACUGUUACUUAUGCUGACUUGUAUUCUUAAAAGAUGAAAUAUCAAAUUUGUUAAAUUACAAUUCUCAACUUGUUGUUCUUACUAGUGUUUUUUGGGAUUUAAAGGUGUAGUGUACCAUUUUACAUGUUUAAGCCUGUAUUGAAAAUAUCUGCUUUAUAGGUGUUAUUUUUUAAUAUCGUCAGUAUAACAGAAAAAUCUAAAAAAAAAUUCAAAUAGCCACCUUCUGUUGCUAGUAAUUGGAAGUGUAAACACAUUGGACUAUUGGGAAGGUCUGGUUUUUAGAAAAAAAGUAUAAUUGACUGGUGAUGGAAUUGCACUGUAGAAGUGUCUAGUAAACCUAACACCAUUUGUAAGUUGUUGUUGUUGUACAGAAACUAAUAAGUAGUUUCUGUAAAUGUGAUGGCAACAAAAAUAUAACUUCGAUUUUUGGAUUUCCCAGUAUGAUGAUUUGAACCUGUAACUAUAAAAAAAAUGUUCACCCUUUCAUUUUGUAAAACAAGUUGAUCCAAGAGAAAAAUGUAGCAUGAAACCACCUGCUUUUUGGGGUCUAUUGAUGAUUAUUUUGUUUUAUGAUGUUCUGUUUGAUGUAACUUAUUUCACGCUAAUAGUGUUCUUAUUGUUUUGUUAGCUUCAGGGAUCUAUAUGAAGAAACGAUGUACAAUUGAGGCCUUUAAAGCUUUUCUGUAAGACAUGCUCUACUUGAUUCGUUGUCUCCGAGCAUCUACUUGUGUUGUAGUUGUCUUUCAUGGUGUCCAGAAUAAUGCUGGGUAUUUCUUGUUUCGGGUUAUCACAAAAUGCUGCAUUCAUCACUUCAUGUAUAUUUGUAUUAUAAAGAAAACAAAGUAUAUUUGACAUAUGUUGUAUUUGAAAUAAAAAAUAAAACAAAAAGGUGUACAUUUUUAGGUAUGGAUAAAAAAAUUUUGGUUGAAAGCCAUAUUGAUUACUAGAAAAGAAAUAAAAAGACUAAAACCUUUUAGUUAGCUAAAAUUUAACAAGCCAAGUAAAAAGCUGCAAAGACCAAUACAAAAGAUAAGGUUAGCUCUCAAAAGAGGCAUAUUCAACAAGACCUAUAUGGCUAACAAGCCAUCGGUUGAACAGACUUGCUGUAUAGAGAAAGAGUUUUGUAUGUGAGAAAUACUGUGGGCAGAAUUUGGAUUACAUGCUGCAAAUGUUCAUAGAGCCCAUAGAAGAAAAAAAAAAAUUAUAACCUGCAUUGAUUCUAAUUCGAGGUGAGUCUAAAUAAAAUUAUUACUUGAAUACUUUGAUCAAGUUUCAAAUACUUGUUCAUUUCUAAAACAAAUGGAAAAAUGUGUUAACUUGGCACUGGAUUUUUAAGAGGAGGAAGUUAAAAGUGAUCAGCCACUAGAAUUGUCACCUCACUGAUAAUUGACAGGAAGGCGGGCACCCUUCAUUACCUAGCUCUACUAUUGGUUAAGGGAGUACAUGAGCAAUGAAAAUGGUGCAAAAAACAAACAAGCAUUGCAUCUUUUAGUUUUACUGUGUGCAGUGGUCUGCGAUGCAAGGUGUUUUUUUGUUGUUUGAAAGUUAACUUUAAUUUGGAUUUUGACUGCAAACUACUUGGGCAAUGAUAAACCUUUGUUGUUUGAUUUCUGCUGUUAUUGGUCUACUGAUAUCAGCUUGAUUCCAGAAUCAGACUUUUUAAUUUUUUUAUUAUUAUAUUAUGGAAUCAGUAAGUACGGGUACAGCACAUCUCGUUUUUAUGUUAUAUACUUUAUUAUAGCAUAGAUUUUAUUGAGCAAACAUAUUUUGUUGUGCUUAUGUGUUUUAUACGAGUUGUGAAAGGGUGUUGAAAAUGCAGUUGAAAGUUUUGAAGGUCCUUUUUUAUAAAGUUCUUAUAGUUAAACUAGUUAUAUUAUUAUUAUUAUUAUUAUUAUUUAUUUCUUAGCAGACGCCCUUAUCCAGGGCGACUUACAAUCGCAAGCAAAUACAAAGUUAAAACCCCUCUGCUGUUUAUUCUUUUUAUUCUUAUUUAAAUCAUUCUUCUAGUUUAAAUCCUGUUUUACUUUGAAUACAUUAGAUGCCUUAGAUGUUUCUUCGAUGUUGCUGUUGAUGUAUUUAUCUAUGCAUCCCUUUACGUGGUGUAACACGAUUCGCACUCACUCGGGUUCGUGCCCCUUUAAAAAUACGACCCAGCACACAGAAAUGGAUUUUCUUGCGCAGUUGCGCUAAUUUUUUAAUAAAGACAAAAAUAAAACAAAUACACAAAAUAAACACCUAGCUCUGUACGAGCACUAACUAACACACGGGAACACCCUUCCUAACACGGGACAGCUAAGCUGUUUUCCCGACUUUUCAAAAAACCUCAAACUUAAACACACUGGUUUGACACCGCACUUACUUUUUCUCUGGCUACUCGGAGACAGAGCACCUCUUCUGCCUCCUUCUACUCAGCAGCCCCGAGCAGACUGCUUGCUCUCCUUUUAAACCCCUGCACCUGGGUCUAAUUCCCCCAAUAAAGCCCAGGUGUGGAUGAUCAUUAAUAAUAAAACAAUUAACAAAUCAAUUAGAGAAUUAAAUAAAACAACAAAGCAAUACAAAACGGUGCAUUCUCACAUGUUUUUUCUUUUGCAGGGAGGUUUUAACCCCCUCCCUGCCGUCUCUCACAACCCGCUAUAUUACAGUGGUUGCUGCAAUACGUUCUAAGGACCUGUCACCAUUAUGAGUAUAAGAGAUUGAGUAUUCGGGUAUUUGAAACUUUUAUUCUUAGUAUAUUCUAAUAUCUUAUUAUUUGAAUUUCCCACCCCUAAUUUUAAUAUUAAGAGGAACGGUAGUUCCUUGCGCCAAGUUAGAGCGAGAACUGCCAGAAACUCUCUAUACAGCAAGAAUAGACAUGUGUGACAGGGAUGGCAGAGUGGUGACGUCAUGCCAGAGGCAGGAAGAAAAACAGGCAGUACUGCAGGGCAAAAAGACGCUGCGGCGCUGUUUUAUUUGAAUAAUAAAACGAAAAUAAAUAUUUAAAUAAAAAAAACACUGCUCACAGAGCACGAAUAAAACAGGUACACAAAUAACAAACACAAAAUACUGUGAUCAGGCUGGGCAGUAGCCUUCACUGAUCGCACUUGUUCUUUUUUUAUUUUACACUGAUUUAUUCAGACCCCAAAUUUUAUCCAUGCAUAUGUAUAUUACAGGACAUCUGAGUUUAAUGACAACAUGGAAAUAUACUAGGGAACACACUUAUUUGAUUUAUUUCUGUUUUAAAAGGGAACAUUUGCCUGCAAUUAUUACUUAUUAUUAUUAUUAUUAUUAUUUUUUAAUGUAAUAUAAAUGUAUAAAAAAAGGUCUAGCAUGCGUGGGAUUUGAAAUUAGAACCUUCAGUUUGCAAGCAUGUUGUGUUGUACUGUCAGUGCUACACGAUUAGUUGAGAAAACAAGCAGUACAGGCUAACUUCACUAUAACGAACCCUUCUUAUAAUGAACACCCGUUUUUAACGUUGCCAACAUCAAGAACCGAUUUUUUCAAUGCAAAUGAGCCCUAUCGAUCACGUACAGGAUCGGCCCGGAUACAAUGAUCUCAGUACUGACUGACACUGAACUUUCUCCAGUGUCAAGUGUGUUAUUCUUACAGUGAAAACAAACACCAUGGUUGACUAAUUCAAAGAUCAUGCUAAUUCAAAGAUUACCUAUUGUAGUACAAAUCCAGAGAUGCCAACUGCUACGGUUUGGCUGUAGCAACUAGGAUUUUCAGGCUCUGCUACGGUGAUACGGGCCAAGUUAAAAAAAAAUACGUUUUUUUUUUUUUAUUUAGUGUUGCGUUAGUGCUCCUGUGUUAAUGAUGGUGUGAGUUUCCGCGUUCCCAUUUUUGUAUCUGAUUCACGCGCUGUGAUUGGCUUGUGGUUAAAAAAAAAAAAAAAAAACACAGUACCUAGACCAUUUAUAAUGGGACAUGCACGGUAGUCAAGGCUUUGCCACUAUGAAAAAAAAUGGUUCAAAGAGGAUUACACCAAGAAGUAUACAUUCAUAAAAAAGUAAGAUAUCAGAACAUCAUGCUUACUGUGAGUACUGCAGAAGCAUGGGGGAAUAAAUGAUAUUCAUGAGCACGUCAGAACCUUGAAACACGAGAGAAAUUCACAGGGAGCUCAAGAAAAUAGAUCAUUGGAUUGUUUUUUUUAAAACGGAUGGCGAAAAUUUACCAAUUGCUGUUGCAGAUCACAUAGGCCCACUUGUGAAAGUGGCUUUUCCUAAUAGUAAAAUUGCUUCCAAGUAUGGCUGUGCGAGGAGCAAAACGACAGCAAUCGUGAAACUUUAGCAAAUCUUUCAGGUACUGAACAGGCCUCGGUUUUGAAAAGUAAUUUUUUUGCCAUUGCAACCGACGGCAGUAGUGACAUCGAGACUCAGUUGUACCCAGUUGUAAUACGUUACUUCAGUGAAGAAAUUGGCAAAGUGGUAACGCAGCUGCUUGCUUUACCAUCAUGCGAGGGUAUAUCGGCAACCGGAGCAGAUAAUGCAGCUGUAAUGCUGGGUGUACAUAAAGGUGUAGCUGCCUAUGUAAAAAUGGAGAACAAUUCUGUCCAUGUACAGUGUUGUCCCUGUCAUUUAAUUCACAUUGCUGCCCAGUCGGCUGCAAAGAGAUUACCAGCAAGAAUAGACAAACUCUACUAUCUAGUUAUUACUAGAAUAUUACUAUCUAGACAAAAGUGGCAAGCGGCACAAGCAGUUGAAACAGUGCCAGGACUUGUGUGGCACCGAAGCAAGAAAGAUUCUGAAACAUGUGAACACCAGGUUUGUGCUUAAGAAUAACUUGUAUGUGUAUAUGUGAAAAGUAUUGUACGUUAAGUCGCUGUCUACACACAAACCGCUUUCUAGAAAAGCAUUCUAAUUAAUCCAGGUCAGAGCGACCAUACUAAAUACCGUUUCUGAUUUUAAUGUGUCGAUAAAUUAUUAAAAUAGUUUGGUUGUAGUUCCUAGCAGCGCAGUGUAAUACCAUACGUACCAUUUGAUUUUAUUUAAAUAAAGUCAAUGUCUUGCCUUUUCCAUGAAUUACUGUAGGUGGCUCAGCCUGGGCAAGUAUAUUGAUAGAUUGCUGCAGCAGUGGGCAGCACUAGUGGAAUUCUGCAAAGUAAACAAAGGUAUAGACCUAAACUAUGCUUUCAUUAUACUGUAUUAUAUCAUUUUAAAGCAGUGUUUUUUAGUUUGAUGGUCAAUAAUGAAUGGUAAUUGUUUUCUGCAUUUCAUCAGGUCCCAGCAAGGUAGUUAAUAAAGCCAAGUCUAGUGAGCCAGCCAUGAGUAAAGGUCAUCCACGCAAGCCAUCCUCUGCAGUGGCAGAAGCUAGUAAAAGUAUGUGUAACUAUUUUGUGCUGCCAGAUUAGAUUUAUUUUCAAAAUGCCUUGUUUGUUUGGUGUGUAUUUAUGCACAUGGAAAACAAAUCAUUUGUACCUAAUACAUUUUGUGUUUGACUUGUACUUUUUUUAGACAAUUGUACGUUUGUUUGUGAAAACGUCUUAUGGUAAUGUGCUUUCAAUUAUUGGUAGGCCCAGUUGUGACCUCAAGUGAAUUGUUCAGUGAUACUGGCAGUGUGAAAUUGAAGGCUGGUAAGGUGUCUUCUGCAACUAAUCAAGGUACCAUUUAAUCUGUUAGUACAGUCUAGCCUAUUAUAAUGGAGGAUUUUAAAAAGAGUAGUUACACUAAUCUUUCUUUUAAAAAUAGUAGCUUCUAUUUUUUUCUAUUUGUGUGAAAUUACAUUUUAGUUUUAUUUUAAUAUUUGUUUUUAAAUGUAGUCUCUGUAACAUCUAUAUGUAUUUUUCUAGUAUUACAAAGGUCAGCAAUAUUAAUUAAUGCAAACUAACACUACAUUACUAAUGAUUAACUGUCAAAAUGAAGAUUACAGUAAAAUAAUAACAUAAGUAUUGUAUACAAAGGAUGGAAGUAUAAGAUACCUAUCUGUAGACUUAGAAAAUCUAUUGCUUGUUUUUCAGAAAGGUUGAAGGAGAAGAUAGUUGUUAGCAAGAAGAGUGGUGUAAAACCUACAAUACCAGCUGGCAAGCCAGACACCAGGUUCUGUAGAAUACAGCGCAGCCUAGAGAAUCCCCUAGUGAAGCUAACCUGUCUGUUUCUCCAAGCCUCCUUACCAUGUUUUGAGGGCUUAAAUGCACUUCUGCAGAGAGAAGAGCCAUUUAUUCAGGUUCUAAAACGAGAAUUGGAUUCCUUGCAUUCACUCCUUCUCAGCAAAUUCAUUAAGCCUGUAGUAAUCACUAGUGUGAGGUCUACAAUCACAAUUAAUGUAAGGGAUAGAAAGAAUCAGAGGGACAGAGAAGAUCUAGUGAUUGGCACCAAAACCAGACAGUAGAGGAAUGCAAGGAGGGAGGGAAGCUCUCUAAAGUGGAGAAAAAUAUAUUUUUUAACUCUGUCAGAGAGUAUUACGCAGAGGCCAGUUCUUAUAUUACCAGCAAAUUGCCAUUGUAUGAGGAGCUCUUAAAACAUGCAGAAGUGGCUGACAUCAGUCAAAGGGCAAAUGUCAAAUUUGAAUCUGUGAUGUAUUUUGUCAGAAGAUUUGAUUUGGUCUCAGUUGAUAGGCUCAAUCAUUUGGAAAAUGAGUUUGUUGCAUGCCAAGUAGAGAACAUUCCUGAAGAUAUUCUUCGGUCAGACAGGGCAGAUGUUUCCUGGUACAAGAUAGGGAGGAUCUUCAAUCCUGUAACAAGCCAACCAAAGUUUGCAUUGUUGGCCAUGGUGAUGCUACUGUAUUGAUAAUACCCCACAGCAAUGCAGACACAGAGAGAAUAUUCAGCAUUGUGCGUAAAGUUCAAACAGAGUUCCGCCCAAAUCUAUCUAGGAAAACCCUAGAAGCUAUUUGUGUACAGAAGCUGAAGCUCUUGUCUGUGGAAAAGAAAUGCUAUGAAGCUGUGUACAAUAAGUCUGUACUGAUGAAGUGCAAGAGUGCCACUUAUACUAAGUUACAUAUGUGAAUAAGCCAUAACAUUGACCAGCCAUCGCCGACACUGAAUUGUGUACUUUAGUUUACAUUUUUAUAUAUAUAUAUGCAGUAGUAAGAAAUGUAUUUAUUGGUUCAGAGAUGCUAAUGCAUAUACUUCCUUGUACAUAAACAAUAAAUACUCUGUACUGUGAAAAAUGUAUGCUGAAUCUCCUUGUCUCCUGUUUUUUGAAAAGCUGUAAUUUGAGUCACUGUCAAGAAAGAGGUCUUACUGGGGCACAGACAUAAAACUAUGAUUUUAAUAAAACCUGUAUUUUUAUGACAAUUAAAUAAUUAGCUCUGAGUUACAUUUCUGUCUAAGCAUUAUAUUGUUGGAUAUUGAUUGAUUUUCUCCUUAAGUGCGUGAAGCGGGUGUGGUUAGGGUAUGCUAAGGUUUGCUAGGGUUUUCUUGAUGCUUCGCUCACCAGGUGCUAGGAUUUCCAUUUUCAAAUGUUGGCAUCUCUGCAAAUCAUGCAUGACGAAUGCAAUCACUGCCUGUCAGUCAUCUUCACACAAACUGCAACCAGGCAACAGGCGUGAGGAGUAAUCUAUGCUGGAGUUUUUUCAAGAGAAAGGACAUGUAAUUACUGUAUUCAGGAUAUAAGUGUACAUUCUUUCCUUUUUCAUUUCUUUACUGUUUUCUUUUAAACAUACCACAGGGGGAAAUUAGUUUUGGUGUAAUUUAUAUAUGUGGAAAUGGGUUUGUUUUGUGUGCUUUUUGGAGUUAUGUUUGAUCAAAUGAUUGUUUACAGACGGAUGCUUGAUUUAAAACUUGCUGCCUGCCUGUCUUCUGUAUUGUGUCCUCUGUGCGUUACCAUUGUUGGUAGCGUCACAUACCCGUACUUUUUGUUUUGUGUUUAAUAAAUUCUGCAUGCCUGUGCCGGCAUUUCAACUGCAA
Molecule: messenger RNA, 13005 nt
Organism: Acipenser ruthenus (sterlet)
Lineage: Eukaryota; Metazoa; Chordata; Actinopteri; Acipenseriformes; Acipenseridae
Product: LON peptidase N-terminal domain and RING finger protein 2-like
Exons: 13
Coding region: 466-2868 (800 amino acids)
Molecular function (GO): protein binding
Source: RefSeq, a predicted model, not a curated record